GUCAAUCGCACUCCGCUUCGGCUCCGUAGUCCGAUAUAUACCUGGAGUACCAUCAACUAUUCCGACCCCUUUAUCAACUUCCACGAUAACUACGCAUCAUUUAUAGCCUAAAUUAUAAUAUCGUCAUAGCGGACUGAGAAUCUCCCAAUUCACAAUGGCCUCAGCAUCCGCCACAAACACUCCACUGCCAGAUUUGCGCAUAGGAUGGAUCGGCCUAGGUAGUAUGGGCGGCGCAAUGGCUAAGAACAUCCACAAAUACCUCUUAUCUCAAGGGCGUCAACCAAUACGCUUCUUCAACCGAACAGCUUCACGUGGUGAUGCGCUCGAGGCCAUCGGAGGUAUCCGAUGUAAGGAUGUAACACAAGUCGCCCGCGAAAGCGAUGUGAUUUUCAUAUCUGCUAGCGAUGAUAAAGCCGUAAAGUCAAUAGUAUACCAGAUUCUAGAUUUAGGGGAUGUAGCAGACAAGAUCGUGGUUGAUACUACUACUAUUCAUCCCGAUACUACUAAGGAGCUUGCUGCGAAGCUAAGUAAUAAGGGUGCUGGGUUCGCUGCUACGCCUGUUUUCGGCGCGACGCCGGUGGCGGAGGAAGGGCGGUUGCUAGUUGCGUUUGGAGGUUCGACGGCUGUGUAUGAGAAGGUGGCGCCUUUCCUUAAGGAUGUUAUUGCACGGGAAGUUUUGGUUGUGGGUGAGAAGCCGGAGAAGGCGAGUUUAUUGAAGACUACGGGAAACUUCUUAAUGGCCGGCCUUAUGGAGCUCAUAGCCGAAGGCCACGUCUUCGCCGAGAAAACCGGACUCGGUUCCGCGGCUCUGGAACGGCUUCUAGAACUAAACUUCGGGCCCGUCGCAUACUCCGACUCGGUACGCAUGACGACCGGCGUGUACGCGCCUGGUAGAGACCAAGCGCCGUGGUCGGAUCUCGAUCUAGGGCUCAAAGAUGUUGGGCAUGGAAUUGACUGUGCUGGGCGCACGGGCGUUGAGUUGAAGGUCGCUAAUGUGGCAUUUGAGAAUAUGAAAAGGGCGAAGGAAUAUUCGGACAAGAAUGGUGGGAGGAAGUUAGAUUCGUCGUCGUUGUAUGGCAUUGUAAGAGAGCAGGCGGGUUUGGAUUUUCGAACGGAAGUUGUGCAAAAGAGAGACGAGGAAAAAUAAUUUCGGAGUACAUCCGAAAUACUCUUUUGCUUGUGGUCCUAUGUGUCGGAUGUAUGCCGACGCCAUAUUACUAGUCGUAUAGAAGAAUUCCAUUUUUCGGAGGUGUUCCGAUGCUAUUUCACCACAAGAUGUAGAAGAUUGGAGACGGCGCAUGGGUACCUAUGUAUAUGAAUUAAAAGACGAAUUUCAUAUUUAUUUAAU
Messenger RNA from Hypoxylon trugodes, 1348 nucleotides. RefSeq lists its product as uncharacterized. The transcript is spliced from 3 exons. NCBI's taxonomy places the organism in Eukaryota, Fungi, Ascomycota, Sordariomycetes, Xylariales, Hypoxylaceae. Bases 155 to 1147 code for a protein of 330 amino acids. Gene Ontology annotation, molecular function: oxidoreductase activity, acting on the CH-OH group of donors, NAD or NADP as acceptor; NADP binding. The record is from RefSeq and is a predicted model, not a curated record.